This is a messenger RNA of Paramecium sonneborni, 1815 nucleotides long. NCBI's taxonomy places the organism in Eukaryota, Ciliophora, Oligohymenophorea, Peniculida, Parameciidae. The record is from the annotation of a GenBank genome assembly.
AUGUUAAAAAAAGAAUUUGAGAAACAUUUAAAGGAGAUAAGAGAGGAAGUAAAUUAAUUGAUACCAAAGUAUCUUGAUGAAGGAAUACUAAUAAACUAAGUGAGUUGCAUGAAAUAUUUAAUAGAUAAAUAGUAAAGUAAAAAUUGAAUUAGCAGAGGAAUUCAAUAUUCAAUAGGAUUUUGAUUAGAAUUUUAAAUCAAUAUUUUUAGAAUUUAUUUUUAAUCUUCAGAAACAGAUGAUGAUUUAAGAAAAAAUAUAGAAUUCUCCUAAAACAAUUAAUGAUUUAUUUUUAUGUAGCUUUUUUAAUUUAGAUGACAUUCCAAAGAUAAAGAGACACUCUAUCUUAAAGAAAUUAUUAGAUCAUAUAAAUUAGCGCAUAAAUCACUUCUUUUAACACCAACAAUCAACAAUAUAGUUUUUAAUUGCUUAACAAAAAUUAAUUGAUUCUUAGAGUACACGAUCAUCUCCAAUAGUGAUUGAUAUAGAAAUUGAUUCAAAUAAAAAUAUAGCAGAUGAAUAAUAAUAAUUGAAUGAUUAAAAAUAAGAAUUAGAAUUGUUUAAUUUAGCCUAGUAUUAAAAUCCAACUGAGGAAUAAUUAAAUUGUCCAUAUUGUGUCUGUAAAAAGAGUAAUCAGAUAGUUUUGAAUCAAUUAGCUUUAAGAUGUGCAAUUUGUAAGAAUUACUUCCAUAUUUCAUGUUUAAGAAUUGAGAAACAAAAAAAAGUAUUUGUAUGUCCAGAAUGUAUAUUAAUUGGAAUGGAUCCAUUACAUGAAUUAUAAGAAUCAAUUUUAGAUCCUGUGAUAUUUUAAUCAUUAGAAGGGAGAGUGAAUUAAUUUACAUAGAAAUUUUAAAUGAAAAAAGGAUUACCAUCAGAACAUUUAGUAGAAUUAAGAUCAAUUAAAAUUGAUGGAUAAUUUGAAGAUAUUUCUUGGCCUGAUUUUGGUGAUCUUUAAUUAAAUGGGAAAAAGAUUCAAGAUUUCAAACCUUUAGCAAACAAUAGCAGUUUGAAAAAAAGAAAAGAUGAAAAAUUAAUACUUAAUACUGAAUUAGGUUAAAGUAAUUUGCUAACAAUUAGAGAAUAGAAUGGAAAUCAAGAUUUAUAAGCUUAUAGAAUAAAUUAAGGAAUUCCAUAUAUGUUGGGAAUAUUCGAAGUAAGGAUAUAUAAAUUGAGUGAAUUCAUAAAAAAAGUAAAAAUGGAUUAAAGUUGUUUGAUAGGAAUUGAAUAAAGUAAGAAAUUAAUUUAAUUAUCUAUUUUAUAAAAUUAAUUUGAUGAGGUAACAAUGGAGAGUAUAAAGGUUAGUUUAGAUUGUGUUUAUGAUCUAACUUUAUUAUAAACACCAGCAAGAGGCAAUAUUUGUGAACAUAUUUAAUGUUUUUCAUUAGAAAAUUUAGUAACAAUGAUGAAGAAUGUUAGUCCUAGAAAAUGGAAAUGUCCAAUAUGUAAAUAAAUGAUUCUUGGAUUAUAAAUAGAUGCAUAUUAAAUGUGUAUUCUAACAAUAAUCAAAUAGUACAACCUGAAGAUUAAUGAAGUUUCAUUUAAUUAGUUUGUAAACAGAGUACUUAAUUCUUUUAGGGUGAAGUAGAAGAUCCUAAAUUGAGAUUAUUAUUGAAAUAACAAUAAUCCACACUUCCAGAUUAUACUCGUAAUAAUAAUAAUAGGAUUAUUCAAUUAGAAUAGAUUUCUUAGCGUAUUUUGAAAAUCCCCAAUUAAGUUGUUGUAGAAUUUAAAAAAUCUAAAACACCUCCUCCUCUACCUGAACCAAAAGUAAGAAAAAAAAUAACUAAUUUAUUUUAUGAUGCUAUUCUCAUUGAUUGA